CGUCUUUGGCGACUCGUCUCUGCGUUUAAUCUAAAAAAAAGCAAAAAAGGAGUAUAUAAAUAAUAAUAAAAAGUACAAUACAAAUAAAAUAAAUUUCAUUUUUUUGUAAAAUGAACAUUGAAUAAUGUUGCAAUAGUGAAAGUUCAAACCAUUUUUAAAUACGCUAGACAAAUGGUGUAGAGAAAUGCUUUGGAAUUUAUUGCCACGAAAAUGUCAAUUUUGUACAUCAGCCACAUCAAAAUACAGAAAUGCCGCCGCCUGCUCGUUGCCGACAACACUUUUCUCGAUAAUUAUCAUUCACUCGUUAAUGUGGAAAAGCAAUUAUGGUCUUUCAAAUCUGCAUCAUCAACAUAAUUUAAUUUCCUUCGGUGAUGGCACCAGCAGUCAGGCACUUAGUACGCAGAAUAUCGUCGAGGAAUCUCUCCAAAUAAUUCACGACAUCCAAAUUAACAAUUUGGGGAAAGAAUGUCUGACAACGGCAUAUCGCUCCUUGAAGGUCCCUCUGAACACGGAGAUUUUUUCUGGAGCACGUGAAAAGGCCGACUUGGUAGCUGUCGUACUGCAAGACGUUGGCUUAGGAAGACAUAAUGGCUUAAUAGAUGCCUUGGUGAAGGGUAUUUUAUCGGAUCCACAGGUAAUUGGCGCACGAGUACUAACAACAAACCUCACUACGGGCGCCAUCAAUAGUUUCGUCUAUUGGAAGAAGCAGGCAGGCACGCUAAGUGGUCCCGUGAGAGUCGACGAGAAUGAUUUGGUGAUUGGCAUGAAGCCGGAUAACGACUAUCCAUGGUUCGAGGAUCCCGUUUCAUCGCCUGGAUUGCGUUCCGCCAAAUUUGCUCCGAGCCCGCCGAACAUUUCGUAUCGCGGUUGGUGGACUUAUGCGUAUUACUCGUGUUCGCAGAAGCAAUGGAUGCUCUCCUACAGCAUUGUGAUACCGCCGAUCGGACGUCACGGCAUUCGCGGUUUUCUGAGCAUCGAUAUUGACGUAUCGAGCCUGCGAGUGAAUCAGUGCGAAAAUGAGAACCAAAAUAGUGCUGAUUACAUUUCCAUAUCAGAGGCGCAACCAACGUCGUCUAACAAUGUUUAUCAGCAUAAUUUCCGGAAUAAGCGAUAUUGGCAGUCUGAUGAUAUUUUAACAAUCGAUACGUUUCGCAACACACACAAGUGUCAUCAAACUUCGAUGAAGUGUGCCUACAAGCCGCAUGUGGGAAAAGCUGCUGUUGCGUUUGCUAAUUGGGCACGCGGCGCGUAUCAAUGUGUUUGCAAAACUGGCUAUUAUUCGCUCAAACAUCCGCAUGGCUUGAACGGAACGAUUAUGGAACAAGCGUAUCAGGAACAAUUGGAGAACAAAAGUAAUCUGUACACCCAUGAAUUUGUCUGUUACAAAUGUGCGCCCGGAUGUGAUUCAUGUACUGGACCGGAACCGUGUUUGGCGAACUACAAUUGGCCCUUCAGGAUAACUCUUCUCACCUUUUCUGUACUUUGUGGCAUCCUGACACUCGCAUUAGCUGUCUACAUGUUCAAAUAUCGCAAAGUAAAGGUCUUCAAAGUGGCAAGUCCCAUCUUCUUGACAAUAACUCUGCUCGGUUGUGCAACAAUGUAUCUCGAAAUGGCUGCCAUUUUUCCCAUUUUGGAUACCUAUUCGUGCAUUGCUACCAAAUGGACGCGUCACAUGGGCUUUUGUUUGACAUACACGGCGUUGCUGAUGAAGACAUGGCGCGUGUCUCUAACAUAUCGAGUGAAAUCCGCUCAUAAAGUCAAAUUGACAGACAAGCAAUUGUUGCAAUGGAUGAUGCCCAUAUUGCUCGUCAUGAUUAUUUACUUGAGUACUUGGACCUUAUCUGCCACACCGUUUGCCGAAAAGAUUACCGACCAAAAUGGGUUGAUUUUCAAACAAUGUUCGUACAACUGGUGGGAUCACAGUUUGGCUAUCGGUGAAGUUUUAUUCCUAGCAUGGGGAAUUCGUGUGUGCUAUAACGUGCGAAAUGCCGAAUCGAUGUACAAUGAAGCUAAAUUAAUCUCCUAUGCUAUUUAUAACAUUGCACUUGUUAACACAACAAUGGUUGCAUUUCACUUAUUAAUUUUCCCGCAAGCCGGGCCCGACAUCAAGUACUUGUUGGGCUUCAUUCGCACGCAGCUCUCGACAUCAGUUACUAUCGCGCUCGUUUUCGGGCCCAAAAUUAUUCGAGUUGUGCGCGGGCAGGGAGAUCAAUGGGACAAAAAGUCACGAUUUAGAGGCAUAACUGCCUCAUUUUCGCUGAACGGCGUCGGAUUAGUGGCGGAAGAAACAACAGACCUCUAUCAAGAGAACGAAGAACUGAAGGAGGAAAUCCAAAAACUCGCCGGUCAAAUAGAGUUUAUGAAAAUUGUCAACAUGGAAGUGAAUAAUCGACAUCUGAAACCGAAGCCGGGCGGAUACUUUACCAUUCAGAGCCCCAUGGGUAAAAGUAUCGGCGUGCAAAGUCACUUUAGACGGCAUUUCAAGAGCGACGAACGUGAUUCCAAGCAGGAAAGUAGUGUGGUAACUGACGAUCCGCAAAGCGGUUCACAUAGCGGGACAUCCAAUUCGAUUGGCCUUCCCGCUGUUCCUUUGAAUGCCACACCGCAGCUCGGUUCGCAGUCGUUCCAUCAGUUGCAACAACCAUCGCAGCAACAGCAGCAGCAGCAACAACAAACGAACGGCGGCGUAUGACUUUCGCACCGAAGUGGACUAGACUGUGGCACAAGUUCGACAACGAACUCUAUAUCAAGUAACUCCCCUUCCAAAGUGUUCGACUCACGCAUACCCAUUUAUGUCUAGAAAUUUCGUUCCUGUGAUUUAUUUAUCGCCCAUCCACCCAUCUCACGUGCGUGCGUUUGUGUCUGUGUGCUACUGCCUGUACAAAAUUGCAUGUGAUUUAAAUCGCUGAUCAUUCAUCAUCGCUCUCUUGUUCUCUCGUUACUGCUCCCGAUGUAAAAAAAAAUAAAAGUAAAAAAUAGAAACCCAUCGGGCGCAGUUUGUAGCAAAAUAUAAAAUAUUAAAUGUUUUUAGAAGAAGAAUGAUGAUGGUGACGGAGGCAAUUGACCACAGAAUGUGAUAUUUUAUGCAAGACACUUGCUUUGACACAGUAAUAAUAAUAAUUUGUUUGCUCUCCCCAUUCUUCCUUUGUUUAACUUUACGUAUACAUUGCACAUCCUGAAUGUAAUUACUUUACAAAAUUAAUUAACACGGUGUACGGAGUGUGUGCGUUUGAGGAGCGAACCAUCCUUUGAUAUACAAUUAUAUGUAUAAAUAACCUUUGGUUAAAACAUAAUGUGAUACCUUUCGAAAAAAGUGACAUUAAC
Molecule: messenger RNA, 3324 nt
Organism: Culicoides brevitarsis
Lineage: Eukaryota; Metazoa; Arthropoda; Insecta; Diptera; Ceratopogonidae
Product: probable G-protein coupled receptor CG31760
Exons: 15
Coding region: 185-2692 (835 amino acids)
Biological process (GO): G protein-coupled receptor signaling pathway
Cellular component (GO): membrane
Molecular function (GO): G protein-coupled receptor activity
Source: RefSeq, a predicted model, not a curated record